Messenger RNA from Durio zibethinus, 1665 nucleotides. Its product is annotated as tubulin-folding cofactor B-like. Gene Ontology annotation, molecular function: alpha-tubulin binding; microtubule plus-end binding. Lineage: Eukaryota; Viridiplantae; Streptophyta; Magnoliopsida; Malvales; Malvaceae. Gene Ontology annotation, cellular component: microtubule plus-end; nucleus; cytoplasm. The record is from RefSeq and is a predicted model, not a curated record. Gene Ontology annotation, biological process: post-chaperonin tubulin folding pathway; tubulin complex assembly; cytoplasmic microtubule organization.
UAAAAGUCUAGUAAAUGGAAAAUUUUUUACCCUUUGACCUUGAACUCUGUCUGUCGCUAUGAAAACUAAAAAAGAAAGGCACAUGUCGUUAGUUACUUACAUCUGAAUUCUCAAAAUUAAACCCAAAAAAUAUCGAAGGAUUCAUGGCGUCGCUGUUGCAAAUUGAGGGCGAUGGCUCGGUGCUGCUCCGAGUCACUCACUCCAACCUCAAAAGCUUCGCCGCCGACAUUCGCUUCUUUCUUCAGAUGAGCGUGGAAGCAGUGAAAGAGAAGCUGUGGAAGAAAUGUGGGACUUCGGUAAAUUCAAUGCGGCUAGAGCUCUUUGAUGAUUUUAAAAAUAAACUUUGUGAUUUAAGUGAUGAUUCAAGGCCUCUCGGUUUCUAUUCUCCACUAGAUGGGUUCCGAAUGCACAUUGUAGAUCUUGAUCCUUCAUCAGUAACCUCUGGAGGAUUGCUUGAAGAUACUUCAUUAGUCGAAAAGUACUCCAUUUCUGAAGAUGAAUACAAUAAACGUUCAGGUACUUUUAGGAAAUUCAAGGAAAAGAUGGCAUCUCAAAAUCCAUUAGCAUUUAGAAAUAAAAUGUCGGAUAACUACAUGGAAGACCUCUGUGCAAAUAUCAAGGUAGGAGACAGAUGUGAAGUUGAACCAGGGGAGAAAAGAGGGGUUGUCAAAUAUGUCGGUCGAGCAGAAGCAUUAGGGCCAGGCUUCUGGAUUGGAGUUCAGUAUGAUGAACCGUUAGGGAAACAUGAUGGCGUUGUGAAAGGAACCCGAUAUUUUCAGUGCCCUCCGCUUUGUGGUGCAAUUGUUAGGCCUGACAAAGUAAAGGUUGGUGACUAUCCUGAACGAAAUCCUUUUGAGGAGGAUGAAAUAUAAUGUGGUCGUGAAAGGGAAAGGAAUAGAAAAGAUCCCAGAAGGGGGAUAAAAGGAUGAUAACUAAAUUUUGCUUUUACCGAGAUACUUCUUGUUUCAUUUUUAUCUUGGGCUAUCCUCCUCGUUUGAUUGCUGAAAAAUACAAAUUGAUUUGUGUUGAGGUUUAUGGAAUCUUUCAAGCUAUGUUUUCCUUUAGUGAUUCACUCUUUUAAGGCCAAAACCAGGCAUGCAAAUAAAGCUCACGUGAAAAGCACCAGCUUUUUCUGUGAUAUUGGAAUAUAAUAUUGAAUCUUUGGUUCAAAGGAUUUUGUACUCACCUUGCGGUAACUGGUGCUUUCAAACACACUGUAUUCAGGAUGUUGAGCCAACAGGUGACUGGUUGUCGUCAUUUAGAAACAUUGUUGGUUCGGGAAGAUUUGGUAGCGCAGGAAAAUAAGAAAGUGGAGAUGCAAACUCUUUGCAGAGAACAGGCCACAUCUUUUACCCUUGUGGCUCAAACCAAUUCCGAUGGUUGUAGUUUAAUGUGAUAUUCAGCAAUUAAGCAACAUUCUGAAUUUGCAAUAUGAAACGACUAACAUGCUGGAAAAGUGAACAAGGUGAUCUCUGAUUCUCUUCUGUCUCUCUCCUUUCAUUUUCAUUAAUGACCAAAAAAAAAAAAAGUAAAUAAAGCAAGAAAUGGAGAAAGUAACAAAGGAAGCUCACAACAAAAUAUUCAUGGAGAGAACCUAGCCUUCAAGCAGAGCAAUCUUGACAGAUUUAGCGUGAACCAGGCCCAGUUUUUAACCCCCUAAAAUUC